CUGACAUCUGAAGUCCAGAAGGUGUGUUUGUGUGGAUGUAGAGGAGGACAGAGCAGAGUCUGCAGUAUUUAACCAGGUCGAUGAGAUGACUGAAGUCAGACUGACUGAAGUCCAGAAGAUGAGAGUUUGUGUGGAGGAAGAGGAGGACAGAGCAGAGUUUGUAGCAUCCAGCUGUCUGUCUAUGAAGAGUGACUCAUCUAAAGGAAAUCCUCUACUCUUCAGAAAUAAACCUGGACCCUCAGACACGAAAGUUCAGUCCAACAAACAGAGAGCAGAGUCUCCAGUAUCCAGCUGUCUGUCUAUGAAGAGUGACCAAUCCAGAGGUCUUCCUCUGAAGUUCAGUAAUGAACCUGGACCCUCAGACACAAAAGUUCAGUCUGACAGACAGAGAGCAGAGUCUCCAGUAUCCAGCUGUCUGUCUAUGAAGAGUGAUCAAUCCAGAGGUCUUCCUCUGAAGUUCAGUAAUGAACCUGGACCCUCAGACACAAAAGAGAAGAGGGGUCAUGUUUCUGUGGAGGAGCAGCCAUCCUGCUGUGCUUUGUGUCAGGACAUCCUAAAGGAUCCAGUCUCUACCAGCUGUGGACACUGGUUCUGCAGACAGUGCAUCACCUCAUACUGGGACCAGUCUGCUUCACCAGGAGACUGUCCCCAUUGUGGAGAAGGAGCAAGAGCUGGACUGCAGACAGCCAGUCAGAGUAGCUCUGUACAAAUGAUUGGUGGUCUGCAGGAGGAUUUUGAAAAACAUAAGAUCAGUCUGAGGAGAAGAUGUGAAUGUGUCACUGAAGGAACUGAUGAAACAGGAAGUGGAACCCUCCUCAACCGGAUCUAUACUGAGCUCUACAUCACAGAGGGACAGACUGAAGAGGUUAAUACCCAACAUGAGGUGAGGCAGCUUGAGACCGCUUCCAAGAUGGAGACCCUCCAUGAAACUCCAAUCAAGUGCCACGACAUCUUUAAAGCCUUACCUGACCAACAGAGACACAUCAGAGUGGUUCUGACGAGUGGCGUCGCAGGCGUUGGAAAAACCUUCUUAGUGCAGAAGUUCACUCUGGACUGGGCAGAGGGCUUGAAAAACCAAGAUGUCAGUCUGCUGGUUCUGCUGUCGUUCAGAGAGCUGAACUUGAUCAAAGAUGAGCUGUACAGUCUUCUCACGCUGCUCCAUGUUUUCCAUCCAACAUUACAGAAGGUCCCAGCAGAGAAGCUCGCUGUCUGUAAACUGUUGUUCAUCUUUGACGGCCUGGAUGAAAGCAGACUUUCAUUGGAUUUCCACAACAAUGAGGUUGUGUCUGAUGUCACACAGAAGUCAUCAGUCAACCUGCUGCUGACAAACCUCAUCAAGGGGAAUCUGCUUCCCUCGGCUCUCGUCUGGAUAACUUCCAGACCUGCAGCAGCCAAUCAGAUCCCUCCUUCAUUUGUUGACAGGGUAACAGAAGUACGAGGCUUCACUGACGCCCAGAAGGAGGAGUACUUCAGGAGGAGAGUCAGUGAUAAAGAGCUGUCCAGCAGAAUCAUCUCACACAUCAAGACAUCUAGGAGCCUCCACAUCAUGUGUCUAAUCCCAGUUUUCUGCUGGAUCACUGCUACAGUUCUGGAGCACAUGUUGAUUACAGACCAGAGAGGAGAGCUGCCCAAGACCCUGACUGACCUGUACUCACACUUCCUGCUGGUUCAGACAAAGAGGAAGAAGCAGAAGUAUAAUGAGGGACAUGAGACGAGUCCACAGGAACUGAUGAAGGCUGAUGGGAAGGUUAUUCUGAAGCUGGGGAGGCUGGCGUUUGAACAGCUGGAGAAAGGAAACAUCAUGUUCUACCAAGAAGACCUGGAGCAGUGUGGUCUUGAUGUCACAGAGGCCUCUGUGUACUCAGGAGUUUGUACAGAGAUCUUCAAAAGAGAGAGUGUGAUCUUCCAGAAAACAGUCUACUGCUUUGUUCAUCUGAGCAUUCAGGAGUUUCUGGCUGCAGUCUACAUGUUCAGCUGUUACACUAACAGUAACACAGAGGUACUGGAGGACUUCUUAGAAAAGCAAUAUAUUGAUUCAGCCCUGGAUGUCUUCCUGAUGGGAGCAAUGAUGAAAUCCCUUAAAAGUAAAACUGGCCACCUGGACCUGUUUGUUCGCUUCCUUCAUGGCCUCUCUCUGGAUUCCAACCACAGAAUCUUAGGAGGCCUGCUGGGCCGGACAGAGAAUAGUCCACAAAUCAUCCAGAGAGCCAUCAACAACCUGAAGAAGAUGAACACAAAAAGCUCUCCUGACAGAAGCAUCAACAUUUUCCACUGUCUGAUGGAGAUGAACGACCACUCAGUACAUCAGGAGAUCCAAGAGUUCCUCAAGUCAGGGAACAGAGCAGAGACGAAACUGUCUGUGGUCCACUGCUCAGCUCUGGCCUACAUGCUGCAGAUGUCAGAGGAGGUUCUGGAUGAGUUGGAGUUGACUAAGUACAACACAUCAGUGCAGGGAAGACAAAGACUGAUUCCAGCUGUGAGGAACUGCAGAAAGGCUCGACUGUCCUUCUGUGGACUCUCAGAGACUCACUGUGAAGUCGUGGCCUCAGCUCUGAAGUCCAACCCCUCCCAUCUGAGAGAGCUGGACCUGAGUCACAACAACCUGCAUGAUUCAGGAGUGAAGCUUCUGACUGCUGGACUUGAGAAUCCAAAUUGUAGUGUGGAGAAUCUGGGAUUGAGGUGCUGCAGUUUGACAGAGAGCAGCUGCGCUUCUCUGGCCUCAGCUCUGAAAUCCAACCCCUCCCAUCUGAGAGAGCUCCGGCUGAGUGGAAACAACCUCCAGGAUUCAGGAGUGAAGCUGCUGUGUGAUUUUCUGGAGAGUCCACACUGUAGACUGGAGACUCUGGGAAUGUGUCUCUGCAGUUUGUCAGAGAUCAGCUGUGCUUCUCUGGCCUCAGCUCUGAAGUCCAACCCCUCCUACCUGAGUGCACUGUGGCUGAGUGACAACAAGGUUCAGGAUUCAGGAGUGAAGCUGCUGUCUGGUUUUCUGGAGAGUCCACACUGUAGACUGGAGACUCUGAGACUGUGGAACUGCAGUUUGUCAGAGAUCAGCUGUGCUUCUCUGGCCUCAGCUCUGAAGUCAAACCCCUCCAAUCUGAGAGAGCUGGACAUGAGUAAAAACAAGCUGCAGGACACAGGAGUGAAGCUGCUCUGUGAUUUUCUGGGGAGUCCACACUGUAGACUGGAGACUCUGAGAUUGUGGUGCUGCAGUUUGUCAGAGAUCAGCUGUGCUUCUCUGGCCUCAGCUCUGAAGUCCAACCCCUCCCAUCUGAGAGAGCUGGAGCUGGGUGACAACAAGCUGCAGGAUUCAGGAGUGAAGCUGCUGUGUGGUUUUCUGGGGAGUCCACACUGUAGACUGGAGACCUUGAGAUUGAGUUGGUGCGGUUUGUCAGAGAUCAGCUGUGCUUCUCUGGCCUCAGCUCUAAAGUCCAACCCCUCCCAUCUGAGAGAGCUGGAGCUGAGUGACAACAAGCUGCAGGAUUCAGAUGUGAAACUGCUGUCUGAUCUUGUGGAGAGUCCACACUGUAGACUGGAGACUCUGAGAUGGAAGUGAUCUCUGUCAGAGUGUGAGUGAUGAGAAAGGUGGUGGUGUUGAGAGAGGAUCAGCUGUGUCCUGAUGAUCCAGAGAGGUUGAAGCAGCAGCAUCAGCUUGUAUGUGGAGGCUCUGACUGGGCCACGUUACUGGGAGGUAGAGUGGAGAGGAGAGCUUCAUCCAGCAGUGACUGACAACAGUUCUGCAGUCUGAACUGCUCUGAGAUCAGCUCCACUGUCAGACACAAAGUUAAGUCCACCAUCAUCCCUGUGUAUCAUCUGUGUAUCUGGACUGCUCUGCUGCUGCUCUGUCCUUCUACACAGUCUCUGCAGACACACUGAGACUCCUCCACUACUUCUGCUCCACACUCAACCACCUCCUCCACCUGGACUAUUUUAAUUCAGAUGUUCUGAACCCAAAGUGCCUCUGCUGAUAAGUUAUGUUUAUUAACAUAUUUAAAUUGAUCUUUCUAUUGAUGUUUUCCACUCUGUGGAACAAUGGUGUGUUGCAGUUUAUUUCCACAUCUUUCUAAUAGUAGAAGUUGAUAUUGCAUUUAUAAAGUUACCUCUCUGAAGUUCAGUUUAUUACCACCAAUACCAACCUUUUCUCAUAUUAUGACAGAUUUACUUGACAGAAAGAAGAAAAUAAAAGUCUGGAUGCAAUCAAAGCUUUAUUCAGUUUUUCAACUGACCUUAAUCAGACAGAGGUGGGUACCCUAACCCGACCCCUGACAUUUUGCGCCCUAGUCAACCGCCUAUGUUGUCAAUGCCACGGGCCGGCCCUGGUCACAGGUGUGUACAAAUAACUGAAUCAGGAAACAUGCAUGUUGUUCUUAUUAUUAUAUAGAAAGAAAUGUUUGAAACAUAUUUAGAAAGUCUGAACAACCUGGAGUCUCAGCAUGUUUCAGGCUCUUCUCUCAACAUACUGUGAUUACUGUGUGAACUGGGUUACAACACUAUUGAUCAUUAUCUCUGUCAUAGAUAAUUAAGUCUUUAUUAGACUCUGAGCAUAAGACAAAGGUGGAAAGCCGUUUGACUCUGACUCCUUCCAGAGAAAGAUUUAUUGUAUUUCAUAAUAAAAGACAACUGA
Micropterus salmoides (largemouth bass) is the source of this 4621-nucleotide messenger RNA. Its product is annotated as NACHT, LRR and PYD domains-containing protein 12-like. The transcript is spliced from 13 exons. The record is from RefSeq and is a predicted model, not a curated record. Gene Ontology annotation, molecular function: protein binding. Bases 86 to 3553 code for a protein of 1155 amino acids. Lineage: Eukaryota; Metazoa; Chordata; Actinopteri; Centrarchiformes; Centrarchidae.